CGCACAGUGAGUUCUGCGCGCUCCUGAGAGUCCUUAUAAACACAACAAGACACGACGGUACGGGACCGCGGAGGAUCACCGAUUGUGUGAGAAAAUGACGAUUGUAUCACCAAAAGAGUAAUUUAAAAUUUACUGUUAAUCAGGAUUCCAAUUUUUUCCUGACCCCAGCCAUGUCUUGCCGCGACAUUCACGCCACCAAUGCCUUCGCCUUCAUCAUCGCAAUACUGUCGGUGGGUGGGUUGAUUGUCGCUACGCUCAUUCCUCAAUGGAGAACCACACGCCUGGUUACCUUCAACCGCAAUGCCAAAAACGUGACCGUGUACGACGGCCUGUGGACCAAGUGUGUGCAGCGAGAUGGUUCUACGGGUUGCUAUUACUUUGAUGCGGACUGGUACUCUAAAAUAGAUCAGUUGGACCUCAGACUGCUGCAGUUCUGUUUACCUGCUGGUCUGCUGUUUUCCAGCUUGGCUAUUCUGCUCUGUCUCACUGGCAUGUGUAAAACCGCUUGCUGCUCCAAAACUCCUGAUGACAUCAAGAACUCGCGCUGCUUGGUCAACAGUUCAGGCUGCCACCUAGUUGCUGCGAUGCUUCUGUUUCUAGGUGGGGCCAUCGCCAUGCCACCGUCUGUCUGGUUCCUGUUCCACACGCGCGACCUUAACGAGCGCUACGAAAAUCUGUUUGCCGUUGAGUUCGGGGUGUAUGUGGCCAUCGGCAGUGCUGGUGGUCUGAUCUUAGCUGCUCUGCUGAUGUUCAUGUGGUAUUGCAUGUGUAAAAAACUGCCUUCACCCUUCUGGCUACCUCUCCCUGAAAUGCCCUUAAUGGCCAACAGCCCCUCAGCGCAGCCCCUCAUGUCCAACGGCUUGCCUUCUCCCAUGACCUACGCCCCGCAGAACUUCCCUCCAGCUGUUUUGGAUGCCCCUGCUUUUGUCCCAGCACAGGGGUACCAACCUGUACCAACACAGCCUAUGCCGCCCCACAUCUACAUGCAACAGAUGUCUGUGCCUGACGGUUAUGGCUCAGAAGUCGGAGCUUCACAAGCAUAUAGCUACGCCCCCUCUCAAAGCUACGCACCUUCUCAGGGAUACGCCCCCUCGCAGAGCUACGCCCCCUCACAGAGGUAUGCUGGGCACCGCUAUUCCACACGCUCCCAUAUGUCAGGCAUUGAGAUUGACAUUCCUGUGCUUACAGACUGACACUGCGUUGGGGUGUUCACAGUUGUUUUAAAUUAAAGAGGUCAAUCUGUUAUUGUUUUUCUAUUCAUUCGAAAUAAGAAAAUAGCUGUGAUGGUCAGUUUGAAGUGAACAAAGGGGUAACAUUGACAUAAGCUCCAUUAUUCACUUGAUGUAGCAGGUGCCUCUUAGUUAUAGCACUGAAAAUUGCCAAAAAAGGGGAAAAUGGUCAUAAAUGCAACAACACAAGUGGAAUUAGAAAGUUGAGCAUCUCUUUCUUAAUGUACUUUAUUCUUAAAACACAUUUCUGUGUAAACUGUUUUUUAAUUCCACUUCAAUUUAGUGUGACUGGUUUAUGUUUGAUUUUCAAAGAAAGUAAUUUUGCUCAUGUUUUAUCACCCUGAUGUCUUUAUUAUGCGUUUAAACCUCAAUACUAACACUGAACUUAUUGUUGAUGUUAAGCACUGUAUUAACUUGUUAGUAAAUAUGUCUACUAAUAUUUAAAUAUGAUUAUUAGAAAGAGAUGAAACCUACAUUGACUACUUACACUCAUCUCUGUGGCGUGUAUUAAUGUCAGUGCCAUGAAGUUCCACAUUUGUGGUUUAGAGAAUAUGUUGCUAUUGUUUUAAAUUCUAAUACCUGAUCAUCGUUUGUUUUUUGCUUUGUGUGGUUGUUACAUGACUAUAUGUGAAGGAUAAAUAAUUUUUACUGCUGUGUUUAUGAUGUUUGAAAUUGAUAGAACAUUUUUUUUUUUAAUUUCUGUUCUGUUUUUAGUUUAAAAAUGGUCUAAAUGCUAAAUGAACACUGACAUUUAUAGGCUCUCUGUUUUUGUCUUUUUAUACAUUUAAGAAGAGUUUGCAGGUUUUAAAUGAACUUAUAGUUUAAACCAUGUUACUAGUCUCUGCCUGAUGCCUUUGAAAAUUUUACUAAUUAUCAAGACUGUACUUCCACUUUUUGAUUUAUGUAUGAGCCUUAUAUGAGCAACACACCUUUAAUGAAACGAGUUACAUUCCAGUCUCCUCUUUUUACUGCAAAUGUUUUUGUUGUUGCUUUUUAAAGGUCCCACACCAGAGAAGUCACCGCAAUGUAACUCAUUGUAAUGUUUGUUUACUGUUCCAUUAAUGAAAUAAGAGAAAAACACUAAUGUCUUACAAACAAAUAGUUUGUCUUACAUUGCCUACGAAAUAAUGCACAGAUCUAUUUCAUUUGGCCUUUUUCUGCAAAGCUGUGUUGCAAAAUGUCAAUUUUAAUUCAUGUUUUUUUUACAUAGUAUAUGGACUACUAAUGUCUUGAAUUCUCUUUAUUAAAAUGCAAUUUAUUGAAUGACA
Messenger RNA from Pimephales promelas (fathead minnow), 2497 nucleotides. It is a transcript of the gene cldn12, whose product is annotated as claudin 12. The record is from RefSeq and is a predicted model, not a curated record. Lineage: Eukaryota; Metazoa; Chordata; Actinopteri; Cypriniformes; Leuciscidae. Gene Ontology annotation, cellular component: plasma membrane.